GUUGAGGCUGUGUGAGCACUGCUCAGCCGUGGCCAAAACACUGGUGGGUUAUCAACACCUUUGUAGUCACCAACACGGAGGAUACCCGCAGAGCACCGCAGGGGCUGCGGGGGGGGGGGAGAAGUGAAGUAACACCAUCCCUGCCAGAGCCAACGCAGAGACGUGCAGACAAUGAUACUUGACGACAGAGAAAAAGCCGAUUAGAAAUGUGGUUCACAUAAAAGUGAAUUAUUGAACGCUCUCUUGUAAAGUAUUCAUCUUUGGCUUAUUGAGCCUCUUUCCCCCGUGUGAAAAGACACGGGGAAAUGAUGGAUUAGGAAAGAACGUUACGACAGGAGAAGACUUGACUCCCUAGUUUUCCCUUGAACCGUGGAAGACCAAAGCAGUAGUGGCUCCUUCCUCGGAGCAGGGGUUGUCUUGAGACAUCUCCGGUGACAGUAAGGCGCCUCGGGACGAAGGGGUGGCAGAGGCGGGGACGAACGCCGAUUCUCCACGUACGCUGAAGACACCGCUACGUCAUUUAAAAAAGAUGGCAUGGACACUCCCGCUGCGGUGGGAGCACGCAGCCAGCCUGCAGCAUGGAUGCCAUGGAAUAUGCCCAGCUUAUGCGACAAGCUGGAAACCAGGAUUUUAAAAAUGGAAAUUACUCUUUGGCCAUCAGAAAGUACGAUCAAGCUCUACAUAUGCUCGGUUGUUUAAUGCAGUGGGUCCCGUGUUCCAGGGACAUAGCUGUGUUACACUGCAACAAAUCAACUGCCUUGUACAGUCUUGGUAAAUGGAGAGAAGCAGUGUUUUCAGCCUACCAGAGCUUACACUGGGAUCCGGAGUAUGUUAAGGCUUAUUACAGAGCUGGCCACUCCUUAAUCAUGUUAUCAGACUCUUAUGAGGCAAUUUCUAUGUUUCAUAAAGGUUUGAUUCUCCUAAAUGCUUCUGCAGAUCGAACUCAAGUUGCUGAUUUUGUAGCAGGAAUCUUCAUGAGUGUCAACGAUGAACGAGUCUUCCCACCAACUUUUCCACCUGCAUAUGAUUAUGUUUUCAGUGCAAGGUUUGAUGCACUGACUUGGCAAGCGGUGAUAGAAAGGUUGGCCCAGAAAGGGAAGUGGCGGUCUUGUCUGUUGUUGUUGUCAGAGAAGAAAGAGUUGCCCACCAAUCUCAGAGUCAACCAGUUAUCACUGAAGAAUCUCUUUGAGACUUCUGAGUUGUAUGGGCAUGGCGAGAAGAUGCAAGAAGUAGCGGAGUUAGUCAAGUGGCUAAUUUCCAUUGGGGCAAAAGUUGAAACCAUUGGAGUGUAUCCGCUUCAUGCUGUUAUCAGACUGUGUAUCAAAGCAAGAAAGAACCAUCUCUUCAGGUGGUUACUGACUCAGAGGCCAGACUUGAAGGAUAGGCUCAACCAGCAAGACAGAGAUGGGUGUACCCUCCUGCAUAUUGUGGCAUCUUCCAGUGAAUAUUCCCAGAAACGCAGCCAAACAGAAGAUGUGAUCAUGCUCCUGAAUUUUGGGGUUGAUCCCACUGUUCCAGAUGUGCGGUCAAGAUAUGUCAUAGAUAUCUUGAAAAAGAACAAAAACUUCGAUGCUGUAAAAGCAGUCAGCAAUCACAUUGAGAAACACCCUUCCCCUGAGAAAUGGACAGGGGGGAAUGAAAGCAGAGCCAUAGCUGAUACAGAUUCUCUCCUGGAUGUUCUUGAACAGUUUGUCCAGUUCUACAAGUUUGAAAAUGGAGCAUAUCAUAAAAAUGUCUUGAAGGAAGAUGCAGUUAAGCGAUUUCUGAAACUGCUAUCUUCUGUGAAAGAAAUCCCUGAAGGGGUGGUUUGUAACAUCUCUCAUGCCUGCGCUAACAGCUUCAUAAAACAGUUGCUGGAGAAGCAAAUGUGGCAUAAAGUUUUGCUGCUGCUAACAGGGAAAGCCAGUGGGGAAAAGCCGUCAGGUGGAGGACUCUUCAAAAACUGCAGUCUUUCAGAUGUUGACAUCGGCAACGUUAUCCAACAGUGUGACAGAUCGGAUAAGCAAGUGCACCUCAUAAGAUGCUUGAUUGAACGAGGAGCUCUGCCAGAUGGGAUUGGAACCAACUCUGAAAUACCACUGCAAAUAUGCCUCAAAAAGAAUUAUUUUGAACUAGUGUAUUUGCUGCUGACCAAAGGUGCAGAUCCUCAAAAUGUCUCCAUUGCACAAGGAGAUACUCCUUUGCAUGCUGCAGUUUCCAUCUGUUUAAAUAAUAGAGAUGGCACUGGUUUAAACAUCCUGAACUAUCUGCUUGACCUCUUUGCUUCAAGACCUUCUGACUUUCCAUAUCUUAAUCCAAACAUACAAGAUGACAAUGGAAAUACAGUGAUGCAUGUUGUUUUUCAGAGAGGAUUUUCAAAACAGGCUAAGAGAAUAAUGGAGUCAUUGGCAAAAUUUGAUGUUAACUUUAAUAUAAAAAACAAAUUAGGAAGAGAUGUGAGGCAUAGAAUUAAAAAAAAUGACCCACUGCUACUUGCCUGGAAUAAUGCUACACUGGAGAAAAAGAAGUACCGGCAGGAUAUAGCAGGGCAGUCAGUUAAAACAUCUAAGCCCAUUCCAGCCUCUGAGAUUUCACAGCCAAAGAGCACAGGGCGUUCUUCAUCUGGGUCCUCAUUAAAGGCACCAUCUGGCAGUGCAGUGCAUAAUGAUUUAAAAACCCCGUGUUCUGUAAAGACAAAAAAAGAUCAGUUGGCAAAGCAGGAAACAGAAGGAAUAAAUAGCCCCUUAACGCUGCAGGAAAGUCUAGUGCAGGCAAUCACAGCUUUAAUUCAGCAAUUAAAAUUGGGUGACACCCUGAGAAAGGAUCAUCCUCUGGUACAAAAGCCAUCUUCAGCCAAGACUAAUUUGGAAGAGGGAAGAAGUGAGUCCUUGCAACCUUGUGGAAGCAUAGCUUAUCCUGAAGGAAAUGGAGGUGAUUGGGAGAAAAAGAAGGGAGCAGGGGAAUUUAGUAUGGACCUGCCUGAUGGAGAGAAGGAAGAACCAGAGGAAGAGAAGGGGAAGAUUCCGGAUAUUGAGGCAUAUGUGCAGGAGUUUGAUAAUAUGACCUGGGAAAUAGAGUGCACUCCUGAAAUGCUGAAGACGUUGGGCAGCAAAGCUGUGCCUCAUUAUCUGAAAACUAAAACUAUAAUGACAAUUAAGCAACUUGGCAAUGGGGAAUGGACUAGGGGCCUUCAGAAGCCACUGAAACACUUGAAAGCUGAUAUCCAGCUGUAUGAAGCCAAGUUGGGCAAAGGUGCAAGAAUGCUAUGGGAACUUGCAAUUGACUUUUCUCCUCGUUGCAGCGAGAGUGCGGAAAAGAUCAUGGAGACAGAACAGAGAAAAUGUCUUCCAGAAAAAUCUGGUAGAGUUUACACGGAAAUAAUCAGAAUUUGGGCCAUUGUUCUUGACCACUGCAAGCUGAACCGUGUCUUAGAUAAUAUAUGUAUUUCCUACAAUCGUGGUUUAUCCUGCAUCUUGAGGAAAAAGCUCAAGGGCAUAAAUGAAGGACGUCAGAACCACAAUGUGACAACACAGAAGCGUGUUCCACGUUGUUAUGUUGAAGACCCAGAGGCAGAAAAGUCAAAAGAACAUACCAUACCUGAGUAUUUCCCUCCAGCCAGUGCAGCAGAGUUGGAAUACAAUAUAAUGAAAUUUCACAGCUUCAGUACUAACAUGGCACUUAACAUUAUAAAUGAUGUACAUUCUUCUGUUGAAUACCCUUUCAGGGUUGGGGAGUUGGAGUACGCAGUAAUUGAUCUCAAUCCAAAGCCCAUGGAACCAAUCAUUUUAAUAGGGCGAAGCGGGACAGGAAAGACGACUUGCUGCUUGUAUAGGCUUUGGAAGAAAUUCUAUUCGUACUGGGAAAAAUCCACCUUGGCAAAUGGUCCUCUGCUGGAGAGGCAAACGUGGCAGCAAAGACAGUGCAGUGAGGUUGAAAAAGCUGGGUUAGAGAAGGAAGAGAGAGAACUAAAACAGGACAGUGAUGAUUCAAGUGAGGAACAGAUGAGCGACGAGCAAGACCGGGACAGCGAGGAUGAAAAUUUUCCUGCAGGCACAGCUGGUGCAGAAAUGAAUUCAUGUGAUGACCAUGAAGAAGACGAAAUGUAUAGUGCGGAAGCAUUGAACAGGCUGGAGAACCUGCACCAGAUCUUUGUGACAAAAAAUCCCGUCUUGUGCCAGGAAGUUCAGAAAAAUUUCAUUGAACUUAGCAAGUCUUCCAAGGUAACCAGUCACUUCAAGCCUCUGGAUCCAAAUGUUCACAAGCUACAAGACAUUAAAGAUGAAAAUUUUCCUCUGUUUGUCACCUCCAAGCAGUUAUUGCUGUUACUGGAUGCAUCCAUGCCUGACCCAUUUUUUCCAAGAAACGAGGAUGGAAGCCUUAAAAGAAUCAUUGUUGGUUGGAGUCCUCGGGAAGACUUGGUUGUACCAAAUUGGCAAGAUGAGGAUGAAGAAAGUAAUUUUGAAGCAGAACAUGGUGAUGAUGAAGGAGCUGCAGAUGUGUACUCUAGGGAAAGUGAUCCUCGGACUUUUGUGACUUACGAUGUAUUUGCAAAUGAAAUAUGGCCAAAAAUGAUAAAAGGUAAAAGCUUGUACAAUCCAGCACUGGUUUGGAAAGAAAUAAAAUCAUUUCUGAAAGGCUCUUUUGAGGCACUGAGUUGCUCUGGAGGUAAACUUACUGAGGAGCAGUACAAAAAGCUAGGCCGAAAGAGAUCACCGAACUUCACAGAAGACAGGAGUGAAAUCUAUCACCUCUUUUGUCUUUAUCAACAGAUACGAUCACAGAGAGGUUACUUCGAUGAAGAAGAUUUGCUGUAUAAUUUAUCUCAAAGACUCUUAAAGCUCAGGGAGCUGCCAUGGUCCAUCCAUGAGUUUUAUGGUGACGAGAUACAGGAUUUCACCCAAGCUGAGCUAGCACUGUUAAUGAAAUGCAUCAAUGAUCCUAAUGCCAUGUUUCUAACUGGUGACACUGCCCAGAGCAUAAUGAAAGGAGUUGCUUUUCGUUUUAGUGAUCUGAGGUCACUGUUUCAUUACGCAAGCAAGAACUCCAUGAACAAGAAGCAGCGUGUUAGAAAACCAAAAAGGAUAUAUCAGUUGUACCAGAACUACAGGUCCCAUUCAGGUAUUCUCCGUUUAGCAUCUGGAGUGGUUGAUUUGCUUCAGCAUUAUUUCCCAGAAUCUUUUGAUCGGCUUCCUAAGGACUGCGGUCUCUUUGAUGGACCGAAACCUACGGUCUUGGAGUCCUGCAGUGUUAGUGACCUAGCAAUUCUGCUGAGGGGCAACAAAAGGAAAACACAGCCCAUUGAAUUUGGAGCGCAUCAGGUGGUAUUAGUGGCAAAUGAAACUGCAAAGGAGAAGAUACCCGAGGAACUUAGUUUAGCACUUGUACUGACAGUUUAUGAAGCAAAGGGCUUGGAAUUUGAUGAUGUACUCCUUUACAACUUUUUCACAGACUCAGAGGUGAAUGAUCUGGUCCCUGUUCAGAGAACUGCCUUGUCAGGGCACCAGGCAAAAGACAGCAACCACUUGGUUCUGUUUGUCUGGAUCCUCCUUGCUCCAAGUCUGCUUAGUGCUACAGUGACAAGGAGGUUGGCUAGUAAAGAAUGGAAGAUAAUUUCUUCUUAUACUCCUGAUUCGGAUGUGCAAAUAGGAAGCAAAUUGCUAAUCGAAAUGCCUUUAGAGGAUGCUACUGGUAUGCAGAAAAGAACUCCUUUUAAUGUAGAAAUGUACAAGAUGCUGAAUGGAGAACUAAAGCAAUUGUAUACUGCUGUUACAAGGGCCAGAGUCAAUCUUUGGAUUUUCGAUGAAGACAGUGAUAAACGGGCUCCAGCUUUUAAGUAUUUCAUCAAAAGAGAAUUUGUUCAGGUUGUCAAAGCAGAUGAAAAGAAAGACUUAGAUGACAGCAUGUUUGCUAAAACUUCAACUCCAGAAGAAUGGAUUGCACAGGGAGACUACUAUGCUAAACAUCAGUUCUGGGAGGUGGCAGCCAAAUGUUACCAAAAGGGAGGAGCAGCUGAGAAGUCAAAACUGGCCCUGGCACACGAUGCUGUUCUCAAAGUGCACUCAAAGAAAAGCAGCCCCAGGGAAAAACAGAUGGAAUAUAUGACAUUGGCUAAAACUUACUUGGAAUGUGGAGAACCAAAACUAUCACUAAAAUGUCUGUUUCAGUCAAAGGAGUUCCGGCUUUGUGCAGAACUGUGUAGAAAGUUAGGAAAGAUGAAAGAUGCCGCAGUUUACUAUCAGAAAAGCCAGUGCUACAAAGAAGCAUCUGAAUGUUAUGAACAAAUUGAGGAGUUUGAUCUGGCAAUUAAAAUGUAUUGUCAGGAAGAACUCUAUGAAGAGGCAGCAAAGGCAGUUGAAAGAUAUGAAGAGAUGUUAAAUACAAAAGGACAAAUGGUUUCCAAACUCUCAUGUACAGCAAAUCAGUUGUAUUUGGAAGCAGCUGCAAAGUACUUGAGUAUGAACAGAACUGAGGAAAUGAUGCAAGUCCUCUCAAAACUUGAUAUAGAGGAUCAGCUUGAGUUUCUGAAGUCUCGUGGAUGCUUGCGCCAAACAGCAGACUUGCUGAAAAGGGAAGGUCGAGAGGAAGAAGCUGCAAAGUUAAUGAAACAACACGGGUUUGCUCUGGAAGCAGCCAACCUCACAGCUAUAAAAGAAUUUCGUGCAUUGUGUUUGCUUGCUGCAGCACGUGCCGGUGUGACUCGCUGUUCAGAAUCGGACCUGGUGGACUUGGAGGUCAUCCUAAGAGAAGCCCUCGAACUUUGUGAACAAACUGAGCAGAAGUCUGGCAUUGCUGAGGCUGUGUUUUUGCAGGGAACUCUGAAGGGAGACUUCGCAAAGCUGAGCAACGCAUACUGUCAGUUCCUAUCUCUGAAUCACUCUGCUGGUGCGGUUGAAGCUCUCUUUGCAUUAUCUCGCUGCAGCACUCAUAACCAGAACAUCCUCUUUAUGGCAACGCGUGGCUUAAUGGCUCUUCUGAGUCUGGUUAAGGGUUUGAAGAAAGCAGCCACCAAUGCGGAGAAAGAUAUGGUGAAGUCAUGCUUUGCUUAUUUUGGGAUUGUCCCAACAGGUGACAGUUGCCAGGUGUCUCAAAAUGAAGCUGAACCCAUUCUCAAGUUUUUGCCAGACAAGCCAAGUCUAAAAGAGAGGAAGACAAAAGGUGAUCUCUCAGUAAGCACACAGGAGGUAAAAUCAGCUUUGAAGCAGCACUUGUUAAGCAGGUUGUGCUCUAUCACCCAUGUGUUACUGAACAGGCAUUACCCUGGUAUUUGUAUGAAGUUCAUUGUUGGCUUGAACUGUGAAGAUAAAACCUGUGAGGAUUACCAUAAACCCUUGUUGCGCCAUGAAGCAAAGACAAUAUUUCAGUGUAAAAUGCAUCUGGUGGCAAUAAACGGACUGCUGUUGGAAGCCACACGCACUUUCCCUAAAGAGCUACUGAAUCAGUGCAAAAGCUUUGAUGAUAUUUUGACUGCUGACAAAUAUGCAUCGUGUACAGCCCUCCUAGAAAUGUUUUUUCCUAAUCAUUUUCAUUUGAGAAUACUGUCUGAGAACCCAAAGGCAUGCAAAGAAAUACUGGAAUUCAGUAACAUUAUUUCCAAACCCUGUAGAGCAGUGUUGAAGGAGUACAUCACAUUUAAGUUUAAAAAUGAAGACACUGCAGCCAGAAGAGAAUCAACUGACUUGUGGCUAAGGGCCAUGCAAGUUUUCAUCUUAUCUUCAGGAUAUCCUGAGGAAUUUGAGAAACUCCUUUUUAAGGAAGAGGAUGAUUAUAACAAAGAGCUAAACUUUGCGUUGUCAAAGGCAAAAAACUCCCCAAAGAGUAAAGGCCAAGGAGGAAAGGCCAAAGGAAUAGAGGGCAGACAUGGUAUGUUGCUGCCUGACAAAAAUGCCGAAAAUGCAGGAAGAACGCACUUGUGCUUCAUUCGACUUCUUGAAAAUUCACUUGAGCAAUUCUAUGUUCAUAAGAACCCGGAAAACUGUAAAAGGUUUUUUUUCCGUUUUAUGAAUGUCCUGGUCAAGAAAUGCACAAGAUACCUGAUUCCAAGCAUAGGAAACACGGUGAUGUUGUUGGAAUUCCAGUAUAUGCUCUGUUGUGCUGUCCUGAUGCGUCUCUCCAAGAACAUUACUCUCUGCUUUCCGAAGAGUUACAUUGCUCUCAUUCAUUACUGGGAGUUUUUGUUCAGAAGCAAGGACCUUAACAAAGAACUUAGAGACACAUUUUCUAUUAUACAGGAGUAUAGACCAAAGGAUGCAUAUGUAGCUGUACAGAAUUUCAGAUUUCAUCUCUGUUAUCUAGCAGAAGUUUUGUGUGGAGUUCAUGGAAAGUUCAAUGUCCUUUUGGAUGCUUUUGAGGAUCCUGAUUGCAUAACUUCAGGGGAGGCUGAGCGGACCGUAGUGCUGUGCUUAGUGAUGUUACUGAAUGCUGACCAGGUACAGAAUUCUAGAUAUAGAUCCCUCUUACACCACCACUUCCCUGAAAUCAAGGUGAUGCUAAAAUCAAUGAGAAAAGACUCUCCCUCUAAAGUGCCUGAAAGAUUGCUAAGGGUUGUGGAACAAGUGAGUGAUGCUACACACGUAAGAGAAAUCGCUGCAGGCCUGCAAGAGCUGCUGACAGAGCGAGAUGCAGAGUACUUGGUUGACUGCCGAUGGAAGUGGGACUCUGCAUACACUCAGGGGCAUCCACCCAUACGGGGCAUCCUGUAUGAAACCAUAAACCUUGACAGGUUUAUGACCUCUUUGGAUAAGACAGAAUACAAUGAUGAGCUAGAAAAGGAACUUGAAAGGGUUCAUUGCUUAGAGGACCAAAAGGAUCCCCUGGAAGUCAUUGCACUCAGCAAGCAACAGAAGCAAGAGCAGAAAGCAUCUGCUCAACGCCAGCUGCGUCGUGUCUUCCAUUUUGUUUUCCUAUGCAUGAAGUGGAAAAGGAAGGCCUCCUCCAAAGCUGAGCCUGUUGCAAUGGAAGGAGAGGAAUUUUUAUCAGAGAUCUUCAAAAAAGCAGAUAUUGACCAAACCCAGUGUGACCUCUGUGGAGUCAGAUUUAUCCAGAGCUCUGAGAACUAUUUCAGCCGGUCAGAAAACAUAGAGGCAGACACUUCUGAAGCUGUGACACCAACAGAGAUCAGCGGGGAAGAAAAGUUGCAUGCAGAAGGAAACGCAGUUUCUGUGGCCAGUGAGGCUUACGUAGAGCACAGAAACACAGAUGAACACAGAAAUAAUAACAUUGCCUACAAAUACUACGCCGACUUUUUUAGAAGAAAGAUAGAUCCAAUAAUAUAUGAUGGACUGGAAGUAGCGGAGGCCAUUACAGAAAAGACUUACACCCGAGACUACUUAGCAUAUAAAGAAGGUUCCAACUUACGCCAGAGAAAAAUCAAAGAGAAUAUUAAGAAGAUUUCAGAUGCGGUAGAGGAAAUCUAUGAGAGAAAAGCCUGGGCUAAAGCUGAAGAAAUAAUAACCAAACAUGCCAACAAAUUGGUUGCCACCAUUGAUGAGGCUCGUAAGUGGCUGAAGAAAAUGGACUCUCACAGGAUAAAAGAAGAAGGCUUUGUGCAUGACAGAGACUUGGAAAAUGAAGUGGAAGAUGAAAGCAUGACUUUUGAAGAACUUGUCUAUAAAAAACCCUCAAGAAAAAAAGGAAGAUGUGGGAAAUGGUAAUGAGAAAAAAUAUGCAGGAUUAAAAAAUUGUUAAAAAGAAAA
Haliaeetus leucocephalus (bald eagle) is the source of this 9671-nucleotide messenger RNA. It is a transcript of the gene TRANK1, whose product is annotated as tetratricopeptide repeat and ankyrin repeat containing 1. The coding region runs from base 579 to 9629 and encodes 3016 amino acids. The record is from RefSeq and is a predicted model, not a curated record. The transcript is spliced from 25 exons. Gene Ontology annotation, molecular function: protein binding; ATP binding. NCBI's taxonomy places the organism in Eukaryota, Metazoa, Chordata, Aves, Accipitriformes, Accipitridae.